UGGUCACGUGACAAACAAGGAAGUACACUUUGUAAGAGCAGUUCCUGCAACAUGCGUCUACUAAACUACAAACCAUGGCGGAGUGCGUGAAUUUUAUUUGUUUCGCUUUUUUGUGGUUGGUUUUCGGACUUUUCUCGGGACUUUCUUCCGAAAAAGAACAGCGAGUGGAGCUGAGCUUGAACGGAAAAUGGAGGUUGUCAAACUCCAACGGGUCGCUGUCUCUUCCUGCAGAGGUCCCCGGCUGUGUUCAUUCAGCUCUGCAGCAGAAGGGACAAAUCCAGGACCCAUAUUUCAGGUUUAACGAUGUGUCAUAUCGGUGGAUUGCGCUUGACAACUGGACAUACACAAACAUAUUUACUGUGUCAGCACAGCUGAGGGACAAACAGAAGGUGCUUCUUGUUUUUGAUGGUGUGGACACUGUCGCUUCCAUCUCACUAAACGGGAUCAAAGUUGGGAAGACAGACAACAUGUUUCGUAGAUAUGAUUUCUCAGUUAGAGACCUGCUGAAAAAUGAUGAUAAUGUUGUGGAGGUGAGUUUCCUUUCUCCAGUUCUUUACGCCUCUGAGCGGAGGAAAGCUCAUGCAUCCUACAGAGUUCCUCCUGAGUGUCCUCCAGAUGUCCAGAAGGGGGAAUGCCAUGUCAAUUUUAUUAGAAAAGAGCAGAGCUCUUUUAGUUGGGACUGGGGGCCGUCGUUCCCCACUGUGGGCCUGUGGAAAGGCGUUCGACUGGAGGCGUUUGAUGUGCUGCAGCUUAUCCAGCUUUCCUCUCUACCUUUGUACAACUCCAGCUGCUCUCAGUGGAGGCUGCAGGUCGAACUUCUCGUUGAUGCUGUUCAGACAACAAACAGUCAGGUCAGGCUCUCCAUACCUGAGCUGGACUCGGAGCAAACCUUCCAGACGCAAUUUGUCAAGGGAAAAAACAAGUACAGCUUCAUCUUAUGUAUCAACAAGAGCAGCCAGGUGAAGCUUUGGUGGCCAAGUGGAUACGGUGACCAGCCGUAUUACCACCUCACUGUCAGAGGAUUUCAGGAUGGAUUUUUAAUCCUGAACACUGAAUCCAAGGUGUUUUUUCGCACUGUAGAACUUAUCCAGAAGCCAAUAUCUGGAUCUCCUGGCUUAAGCUUCUAUUUCCAGAUCAAUGGGCAACCAGUUUUUAUUAAAGGCUCCAACUGGAUCCCAGCACACUCCUUCCAGGACCAGGUCACCCCUGCUGUCUUGAAGAACUUGCUGCAGUCAGCCGUGGAUGCUAACAUGAACGCCCUCAGGGUUUGGGGAGGAGGAGUGUAUGAACAGGAUCUGUUCUACAACCUUUGCGAUGAGAUGGGAAUCAUGGUCUGGCAGGACUUCAUGUUUGCCUGUGCCAUGUACCCCACUGAGGACGACUUUAUAAACACAGUAAGAGAAGAGGUCAUCCAACAGGUUCAGCGCCUGAAGUCCCACCCUUCUAUCAUAAUUUGGAGCGGGAACAAUGAAAAUGAAGCAGCCCUGGCAACGGACUGGUUCAACAUUCCACCUUCCCAGAAACCUGCUUACGUAAAAGACUAUGUGACGCUUUAUGUGAACAACAUAAUGAUGAUUGUGCAAGAGGAGGACCGGAGUCGUCCGUUUCUUGUCUCCAGUCCAACAAAUGGAGCGGAAUCGGAGCAGGAAGGAUGGGUGGCAGCGAACCCCUAUGACCCUCACUAUGGAGACGUUCACUUCUACAGCUACAUCCAGGAUUGCUGGGACUGGAGGACUUUCCCUCGGACCCGUUUUGCCUCAGAAUAUGGCUUCCAAUCCUGGCCUUCCUUUUCCACUCUACAGCCGGUUUCCAUUAAAGAAGACUGGAGCUAUGAAAGUAAUUUCACUUCGCAUCGUCAACAUCAUGAGGACGGAAACCAGCAGAUGUUGCUGCAGGCUGCGCUACACUUCAACCUGCCAAACUCAACGGAUCCCCUGAAAAGAUUUACAGACACACUCUACAUCACUCAGGUCAUGCAGGCCCAGUGUGUGAAGACUCAGACGGAGUUUUAUCGGCGAUGUCGGAGUGAAAUCGUCGAGGGUAAAGGUCAGACCAUGGGUGCUCUCUACUGGCAGCUCAAUGACAUCUGGCAGGCACCAUCCUGGUCAUCACUUGAGUUUGGUGGGAAGUGGAAGAUGCUGCAUUAUUUUGCACGGAGCUUCUUUGCUGCCGUUCUUCCAGUGGGCUUUGAAGAUAAUGACACGCUGUUCAUCUACGCCAUCUCAGACCUGAGUCAUGACUUGAAGCUUAGAGCUGUGGUGACCGUGUACUCCUGGACUGAUCUGGAUUCGGUUUGCACACUGACGUCGGACCUGCUGCAGGUUCCUGGAGGCAGUGCUGUGACCAUUUUCAAGCAGCCCACUGCGGCUCUCCUGGCAGGGUGUGGACGCUGCACCCGCCUCACCUGCCUGCUGACGUUCCACCUGGAGGACCACAGCGGCAGCCAGCAGGGCCCCACCAACCACCACUUCCCCUGCUCACCCAAAGACGCUCAGGGGCUCCAGAAACCCAACAUCACAGCGAAGGUGCAGGGCGAUAAAACCGGGCUCACAGUCACGCUCCAGUCCGCAGCCGUGGCUCCUUUUGUCUGGCUCGAUGCCGGAAACAUCCCAGGGCAUUUUGCCUCCAACGGAUUUCUGAUGAUUUCAAGAAACAAGACCGUCAGCUUUAACGCGUGGCGUCCUACCAGCGUCGCAGAGCUCUCCAGAUCCCUCACCGUCACAUCUUUAACAGAUGUAUACUGAUCCAGGACCAGCCAGCUUCCAGGCGGAGUUAAAACAAAGUUUUGGCUGCUAAAUGUUUGUCUCAAAGUGUCUUUGUUUUGGUGGUUGUAAGAUAUUUGAAUGUCUAAAAGAUUUUUUAAUGUACUUUUUUGUAAAACACAAGAUCUGUCAUGAUUACCUGAAAUUUUCCUCCAACAGCUUCCAAACAAAGUAAAGUAUGUUAGAUGGAUUUGUUGCUGUAGAAAUCAAGGAGUUCCACUGUAUUUAAUCUCCAGAAAGGCAGUUUUAAUGUCCAUGCAGCAUUAGCUUAAUUAAAAAUCAUCAAAGCACUGAAAAGUGCAAAUACAACCUCCCUGCAGUUUGAUAUGAAUAAAAAUACAGAUAGAAAUGAAGUAAAACUAAAUUAUUGUCUAAUUUCAUACAGUCCAGCUUUAGCCUUGAAGCUGAUCUGAACUUCUCUCCCAGUCUAAUCGUUUUUUUGCUGCUGCAUAGAGACUCUGUAAUCUCAACUGGGUUUGAUCCAAGACAUGAUUAUGCACUUUAAAAAUAUGAUCUUUUUGCCUGUUUUGCACAAACUUAUUUAAGUCUGUAGUGCUUGACAUGUUGAAUGUGCCAUAUCACAGAAAUCUUAUCUGUUUGUAGAGCUGACAUUUUUCCUUAAAUAAAGCCUUAAAAUUCUCAUA
Molecule: messenger RNA, 3406 nt
Organism: Melanotaenia boesemani (Boeseman's rainbowfish)
Lineage: Eukaryota; Metazoa; Chordata; Actinopteri; Atheriniformes; Melanotaeniidae
Gene: manba
Product: mannosidase, beta A, lysosomal
Exons: 17
Coding region: 75-2744 (889 amino acids)
Biological process (GO): carbohydrate metabolic process; glycoprotein catabolic process
Molecular function (GO): beta-mannosidase activity
Source: RefSeq, a predicted model, not a curated record